This is a messenger RNA of Colletotrichum destructivum, 536 nucleotides long. RefSeq lists its product as uncharacterized. Lineage: Eukaryota; Fungi; Ascomycota; Sordariomycetes; Glomerellales; Glomerellaceae. The coding region runs from base 113 to 532 and encodes 139 amino acids. The transcript has a single exon. The record is from RefSeq and is a predicted model, not a curated record.
UCGGCCGCAACCGAUUAUUUCGACUUCGCAGGGAAAUGGCUAUGGACAGGUUCCAGCUCACUCAUGGCCUCCAACAGUUGGCAUACCUGUGCAAGGUUGCGUUACCUCUUGGAUGGACGACCCUCAACAUGGCUUAGUUCAGGAGGCCCCGCCAGGAUGGACAAAAUACUACGACACACCCAACUGCCACGCUCAAAUUAACUGCUGUCGUGACUACGGCGUUACCGCCGCAAUGACGCCACAGAAACCUACUGCAAACAUUGCCUGGACACACGCACGCUUCGAAGGUACAAUCGGGCUAGACGGCCGCAGUUUGUUGCUUGAUGUAGGCUUUCCUCCCAACGACCAGACUUUGCUUGGCUUGGACUACAGUAUUCUGGGAGACAGUUCAAUGGCCGCUCUGGGUGUUGAGACAUCCUUCCCUCAAUCGCACAGAGCAGUAAGUAGCCAGGGACCAGAUUUCCCAUUGGAGAGGGGCAAGAAGACGAGCAUGAGAGCGGUAGCAAAUUUGGAACAACGCGUCAGGUGUUAGCAAU